UGUGUUUUCCGAGUUUCCUCUUCCGGUCGUGUUGCAGUUUUUCCGUGCAGUUUCCUGUACCGCGCGAUGCGUGGUCCUGCCCUGCUGGGCCUGUGAUUUAUCGAAACGAACUCAUUGUGGCCCACGUUGUCCCCCGAGAAAAUCGAAAUAAAAGUGCACCACAUAAUUGCCGUUACCGCGAUGUGGUGCAUUCUGCAGCACAAAAUACACAAUUAUUGAUCGCCAGUCUCUAUGACGGACUGUGUGUGUGUGUGUUGUGAUAAAGUUUGAGAUUCGGGCUUUCUUCUGCCCAGCCCAUACCUAGUUUUCCUCAUUUCGACGUUCAGUGCGCGAGAGAAAAGUGUGAAAAGUGAGCGCGAGAGCCCAACUUGCCGAAGAACAUGCCCGCCGUGGUUGAGACGAAUUUCCAUCACCCAGUCCCAGCAUCAGCACCAUCAUCAUCGUCAUCUCCACUUACGGCAGCGGUUCUCGCUAGAGAGCCACCGGCGACAGUGGAUGCUGCCGCCCCGAUUCCGCUGAGGGAUGUUUUGUGUCCGGCGAUGAACGGAACCGCCACCCUCAAUCAAUCCGCCGGCGCUGGCCGUGGCGACAUUCAUCACCCCCACGGGGGUCGAUUGAAACUGGCGUCCAACUGGAGCAACGGAUCGGGGAUUCUCGAUCAGUCCCGAUCCCCGUCGGUUGGUGAAACGUUCAUAUCGGCCGCUGCUUCGUCGGAAGCUGCCUACGUUUCGUCCUUCUCCGACAGCGACUGUACGGACGAUUCGGAUGCCGGCGGUGGGCCGGAUGAGGAGGAAGCGGAAAUGCUUGACUUUACUGUGGAGAGGAGCGCCUACGGGUACGUAACGACAGCCACCAUAGCGGUUCCCGGCCAGAAUGGUCAACCGAACGGAAUGCCCAGUGGUGCAAGCGAUGGGGCGAUGAUUUCGCUGCCGACGGAACUUUCACCCCAGGCGGUGGCUUUCGUUGUACCGGAGCAAGGUCCUUCGCCAUCGUCGGGAUCAACGUCGGUGGCAUUAUCUUUCGAAUCGAGUGUCGACGAUUCAACGGUGCGCGAACUGAAUGAACGCCACAUCAGCAUCAAGCUGGUGCCGGAGAAAAAGGGCCUGUUUCUGAAGCAUUCCGAAUACGAGAUCAAACGAAAGGGCUCCGUAAAGCCCGUCCGUCGGCGGUACAAGGACUUCGUCACGCUGCACUGCUAUCUGAUGGAGAAGUAUCCCUAUCGCGCGCUACCAGCACUUCCGCCCAAACAGCUGAUGUUGGAUUCGCUGCUCGAAGAACGGCGCCGAGGGUUACAGGCUUGGCUCACCUUCGUGUCGCUCCAUCCCGUGCUGCAAGCAUCCCCGCUCGUUAGUAUCUUCCUGCAGGACGUUACCACCGACUAUCGGUACCGGAUGCGCGUAGCCUACGAGAAACAGAUCGACGAGUUCGCGCGCCUACGACAAGAUGUGUCACUACCGACCGUGGAUGGGAUGGGCGCUUUGGCUGCGAGUAAAACGCGGAUGCACCGUGUGCAGGACGCGAUCGGUCAGCUGAUGCAGCUUUUCGAUCAUCAGGCGAGACGCACCAAGAAACAGUUAACCGAGCGGGCCACCAUCGAUCGGAUCCUGCAGAGCGAUGAGCUACGUGGCGUGUUUGGGGAGCGCUGCUUCGACGAUAUGAGAACCAGUGUGGGCGAAGCGACGGUGCUGUGCGAAAAGUAUGUCCAGAUCCAACAUCGGGCCGUUAUCGAACGGCUGCGCGUGCUGCUCGAUGCAUUAUAUGCGCACAGUGACCUAUGCGAACGCAUCGAGAGGGGUGCGUUUGCCGACUACCAGAAAGCUCUCGCGAAGGCUGCCACCGGAAGUGGUACAGUGAAAGGAAAAACGGCGGACACACUCACCACGACGUCCAUGGAUAGGGACGUUCCCGAUGACGAGCCCGCUACGGAGGUGAGCAAGUUCGCGCGACGCUCAGCUUUCGCCUUCAGCUGUGCCCGCAGUGAAACCGACCUUAUCGAACGGUACCUACAAUCGCUGCCCUCGAUCCUCCUGUCGUACGCCUUCGAAGAGCAGCAACACCAUCAAAAGAUGGCCAAAAUAUGGCACGAACUAGUGACGAGCGAGUCCGGUAAAUUGCUCUAGGGACAGCUGCGGUAGAGAUGAGGAGCACUAAACAGGACAAAACAAUCGACAUUCGGAAGCACAGGGAACGGUGCCACGUGAAGCGGCCACCGGAACGGGCAAAACCGGAGGAGAGCCCACUUAACAGUGAGCGCUGGUGUGGUUUGCCGCUGCCGCUUAAUAGGCCAAACUUAGUGUUGACUUAGCCGCACCCGAAUUUGUUUAUAACUUUCCGCACGUGGUGAGUGCUGUAAUAAAU
This is a messenger RNA of Anopheles cruzii, 2358 nucleotides long. Its product is annotated as sorting nexin-8-like. The coding region runs from base 381 to 2120 and encodes 579 amino acids. The record is from RefSeq and is a predicted model, not a curated record. Gene Ontology annotation, molecular function: phosphatidylinositol binding. The transcript is spliced from 7 exons. NCBI's taxonomy places the organism in Eukaryota, Metazoa, Arthropoda, Insecta, Diptera, Culicidae. Gene Ontology annotation, biological process: retrograde transport, endosome to Golgi.